AUGGUGAAAAAAGGAGGAGAAAUGGGGUGUGACAUAAGAGUAGACGAAGACCUUAAGGAUGUCACAGGUGAUAUUAUUGCUAGAGCUUGCUUUGGGAGCUCUUUUUCCAAAGGCAAAACGAUAUUCUCUAUGAUUAGGGAUCUUUUGAUUGCCAUCACUAGACGCAGCGUCCUCUUCAGAUUCAAUGGCUUCACUGAUAUGGUGUUUGGGAGUAAGAAGCAUGGUGAUGUGAAUAUUGAUGAGCUCGAGAAGAAACUGGACUCAUCAAUUUGGGAAACGGUAAAGGAAAGAGAAAUGGAAUGCGUGGAAGGUGACAAGAAGGAUGUAAUGCAGUUGAUACUCGCGGGGGCGAUGCGUAGCUGCGAUGGAAACUUGUGGGACAAGUCAGCUUAUAGACGUUUUGUGGUGGAUAAUUGCAAGAACAUCUAUUUUGCCGGCCAUGAAUCAACCGCAGUCUCAGUGUCUUGGUGCCUUAUGUUCCUCGCUCUCAACCCUACCUGGCAGAAUCGAAUUCGGGAUGAAAUCUUGAGUUCUUGCAAGAAUGGCAUUCCCGAUGAAGAAUCCAUUCCCAACCUCAAAACGGUGACAAUGGUAGUCCAAGAAACAAUGAGACUAUACCCACCAGCACCUCUAGUGAUGAGAGAAGCAUCCGCAGAUAUAAGACUCGGAAACCUUGUGGUGCCAAAAGGAGUGUGCAUUUGGACUCUCAUUCCUACCUUACACCGUGACCCUGAGAUCUGGGGAGCAGACGCAAACGAGUUCAAGCCAGAGAGGUUUAGUGAAGGAAUCUCUAAAGCUUGCAAAUACCCUCAGUUAUACAUCCCGUUUGGCCUCGGACCAAGACAAUGUUUAGGCAAAAACUUUGCUAUGAUGGAAAUCAAAGUGCUUGUGUCACUUAUUGUGUCAAAGUUUAGUUUCACUCUGUCUCCGACAUAUCAACACUCUCCAAACUAUAAGCUGCUUGUUGAGCCUCAACCUGGUGUUGUCAUUAGGGUUGUUGGACAGUGA
Microthlaspi erraticum is the source of this 1008-nucleotide messenger RNA. NCBI's taxonomy places the organism in Eukaryota, Viridiplantae, Streptophyta, Magnoliopsida, Brassicales, Brassicaceae. The record is from the annotation of a GenBank genome assembly.